AUGUUGACCUUCGACUUAAAACUGGAGCUUGGAAAAACUCGCGAAUUUCUCGUACUUGACGAUUGGCAUCCUGACAAUGAAACCCAAUUGGAAUUGAGAAAAAAUGAUAUCAUCUUGACAAUCGAGCCAGCUGAGGGAAAUAAAUUCAAUGGUUUCGGUUUGGGAACGAAUCAAAGAACGAGAAAAUUCGGACUAUAUCCAAAUUAUUUGGUGCGAGAAAAAUGGCGCACUUUCAACUUCUCAGUUUUCAAU
Molecule: messenger RNA, 252 nt
Organism: Mesorhabditis belari
Lineage: Eukaryota; Metazoa; Nematoda; Chromadorea; Rhabditida; Rhabditidae
Source: the annotation of a GenBank genome assembly